Messenger RNA from Neohortaea acidophila, 1071 nucleotides. RefSeq lists its product as uncharacterized. The coding region runs from base 1 to 780 and encodes 259 amino acids. The transcript is spliced from 2 exons. NCBI's taxonomy places the organism in Eukaryota, Fungi, Ascomycota, Dothideomycetes, Mycosphaerellales, Teratosphaeriaceae. The record is from RefSeq and is a predicted model, not a curated record.
AUGAUGAUGAAAUCCUCACAGCUGCACAAGCAAGACUCAAGACCUCUAACCAGUCAGCUGAUCCCACUUCAUGGCCAACACCACCUCCGCAUCAGUCUUCUUGCCACCAGCCUCGGUCGUCUUAUCGAACGACCGGAUCUUGCCCUUCUCAAACCCAGCAUACUCCAGCACAUCCGCCAGCUUCUCAAUCUUGCCCUUGGACUGAUACUUCAUCUUAUCCUCCAAGCUGACCGUCAACUGCCCGUCCUCACCCUGCUGCCCGCUCUCCGUCUUGAUGGACACCACGACCGCCACCCCCUUGGGCUGCAGCGAGUAAAUCAUCGCCUUCAUCCCCUGCAUAAUGAACUUGGGGUCCUCGGAGGCGACGCCAAAAAUGGCGUGCGUGAAGUGGUCCAUGUCCAGCUGCUCGACGGCCUUGUACGUCGCCACGCCCUCGAUGCGCGCGGCCUCCUCGCCCGGGAUGCCGCGCUUCGCCACCGUAAUCUUCGGCCCGUACGGCGUGCGCACGGCCUCGGUGGAUUUGUAGAUGGCGUGGGCGACGUGCGCGUCACUCACGAGCACGUUGGAGCCGCCGUCGAUUUUGAUGCGCGCGCCGAACUCGCGGAUGACCUGGUCGAGCACGUCGCCGAUGGCUUUUUCGUUGUUGGCCAUGUUGUCGUUGUCGUUGUCCUUGGUCUUGUUAAUGCAAAGGGGUAUUGGAGCUGGAGAUAUAUUGAAGGUGAAGAUGAGAGAGAGAUACACCGGAAGUCUCUCGCCACAGCGCCUUUCGCGGGAAAAUAAUGGUCCCUUUCGUCCGAGAUAGGAAAUUACCAAACCCAACCCUCCCGCCGUUUGACGUCACUCUUUCACGCGAGCAUCCGGGCUGCUUUACGAGUGCAUUGAGACCAGAAAACCUUGUCCUAAAUCUGCUGGCCACUACUCCUCUCACUCUCCAGACGUGCACGCGAGUUUUGGCUCUGCAUGUGAGCGAGCUGAGCUGCCCUUCCCCUUCGCUGCCCACUCCCAUCCUCGAUGAUCGCCUCGCAACCCCACGUGUAGGGCCAACAUCCUGCGCUGAAUGCCAACCCCGUC